AUGGAGGCGGCAAUCAAGAAGGCCAUCGGGGAGCAACUCCCUCGACAGGUCAAGGAGUUAGUGCUGGACAACCGUUGCAAACAAUCGCAUCCAAGUGGGCUCGAGAACUUCGAUUCGCUGGAGGUUCUGUCCAUGAACGGAUGCGGAUUGACUUCGUUGACCCCGGGGUUUCCGAUGCUUCCGGCGCUGCGGAGGCUGGAGCUCAGCGACAACCGCCUAACUGGUGCCGGGCUGGAGCUUUUGCCUACACACGCUCCUCGCUUGGAGGUAUUGAAUCUUUCUGGAAACGCUAUUCGCACGCUCGAUUCGCUGAAGCCGUUGCGCGGUUGUUUGCACCUUAGGGUCGUCGACUGCUACGGAUGCCCGGUGAGCAACCUGAAAGACUAUCGCGCGUUUAUGUUCCGCGAGAUUCGCGGACUUAUGGUGCUAGAUGGUAAGGAUGAAAAUGGCGAGGACGUUGAGGACGACGAAGAGGCUGAAGGUGAGGGGGCAGAGGAAGACGAGAACGAUGAGGAAUACGAAGAGGACGAGGAAGAGAUUCAACAGGAGGACGCAGUGCUUCGACAGGCGUAUGGUAAAACAAGGCCGGCGGAUCUGGACGAGGAAGACGAGGAAGACGACCGUGGUGACGCGGAGGAUGGAGAAGAGGACGAAGAGGGUGACUAUGACGAGGACGAAGAGGAGGAAGAUGACAAUAAUGGGGCGGAUUCGGAAGAUGAGGCGUCAGGCCCUUCGGGCGGGCACUACCUCGCCGGCGACGUUGAUGACGAGGACGAUGAAGAUGAUGACGGGGGCGACUAUGUCUACGACGAAGAAGACGAGGACGAUGAGUUUAGUGAAGAAGAGGAUGAUGAGGAUAAUGAGUUCGAUGACGAUGAGGACGGGGGCGGAGACUUUGAUGAAGACGAAGAGGAAGAGGAAGCCGACGACGACGACGACGACGAGGAUGCCGUUGACGAGGACGAAGACGAGGACGAAGUUCCAGUGUCCAAACGUCAUCGUCGGACUUAA
Cyanidioschyzon merolae strain 10D is the source of this 1011-nucleotide messenger RNA. Its product is annotated as similar to proliferation related acidic leucine rich protein PAL31. The transcript has a single exon. The record is from RefSeq and is a predicted model, not a curated record. Bases 1 to 1011 code for a protein of 336 amino acids. NCBI's taxonomy places the organism in Eukaryota, Rhodophyta, Bangiophyceae, Cyanidiales, Cyanidiaceae. Gene Ontology annotation, molecular function: histone binding. Gene Ontology annotation, cellular component: nucleus.